UGUCCCUGCCGAGUGGACCUGCAAGGCAAAUGGAGAUUGAAAAGGACAUGGAGCAACGGUUUAAAACAACAAUUGACAACCUGGUCGCGGAGUGGGACGAGAAACUGUCCAAGGACGAGGACUGGGCCGACAAGGACAGAAGCGCCAAGAUCAGAGAGAUCUUCGUGAGAGAGAUUUGGAGUCAAGUCAAGGGCGGUUACGACAAGAUGCUGCAAGACCUUAAGGCGCAUUUCAAGGCCCGUCUCGAAGCAAAGGACAUCGCUGCCGACUUGUCUGCGAGGGUCAAAGACGUUGGCUCGAUCAAGACCACCCUUGAGCGUCGGGAAAAGACCAAGCUUUUCGCAAGCAUCAACGACGUCUUCAUCGAGAUGCACGACCUUGUGGGGCUCCGGAUCGUGCCACACACUUCCGAAUCCCGAAAAGAAGUUCAGGACUUUAUCGGCAAAGAGUUCCAUCAGCUGAAGCCAACAGCGCACAUCUCGUCGGACCGCAAGGUCGGCGAAUUCUGGGACGUGCGCUUCGGAGCUUACGAGUCUAACAAUCACCGAGUCGGUAUCAACCUAGAGCAUGGCGCAUACGGUGGAAGUUUGUCAUCCUACGAGGGUGUCAUGUUCGAAAUCCAGGUGGCAUCCUUAGCCGACGUACUCGGCAACAUCCUCGCGCACCCGCUCCAAUACAAAACGAAGCACGGCCGGCUCGACAAGCGAACGGAACAAACGCUGGACCUUUUGAAAGGAACCUUCAAAUUCCUCGACGUGCACCUCGAGCAGUUCCUCGACGCGUACAAUGCUAUGCUCGAGGCGAAGGCGACCGAGGCCGAGUUUGGUUCGGACUUCGGGCGAGCUAUGACCAAAGCAGCCAAAGCUGCUGCCUUAAGUGACUUGGACAAGAUGAGGGCAGAUGUGGCAGCGGCUGUCACGGAAGCUCUCGAGGAGCGUAUGCACCAUUUGGCGGACGGAGUACCAGACACGCCUUCCCGUGCCCCUGAAUACUGGAGACGUCAUAUAAAAGAGCAGAGCGACCAGUUGAAGGAAUUUCUGCGCAAGUUCCAACAGCAACAAGACCGUCAAUGCCUGGAAAAGCUUCCAGUGGCAAAAGGCGCUGCAUUCGAUGCCCAGGCGAACGAACACGACCCUAGCUGCCACCCCGACACCCGCGUGGACCUUCUCGCCGACAUUCACAAAUGGAUCGAGGAUCCCAACGGAAAAUGCAUUUUCUGGCUGCGUGGCAUGGCCGGCACCGGCAAGUCGACCAUCUCUCGAACGGUGGCCAAAAAGCUUUCUACGGCAAAAGUGCCCAAUGCGAGCUUCUUCUUCAAAAAAGGCGACGGCGACCGCGGCAGCGCGGCCAAAUUCUUCACCACCAUACUCGCCCAGCUCGUCCGCCGAGUGCCGAUCUUGGCAUCACAUGUCCAAAGCGUAAUCGAAAACGAUCCGGCCAUCGUCGACAAAAACAAGAAAGAGCAAUUCGAGAAGAUCAUCCUGGGGCCACUGAACAAGUGCAAGGUUGCUAGCUCCCCGCUGCUUGCUGUGGUGGUGGAUGCUCUUGACGAAUGUGAUCGAGAAGAGGAUGCGAAGGUUCUUGUAUAUCUUUUUUCGAAAGCUAGGGAGGUCGCGUCAUUCCGUCUCCGAUUCUUCGUCACCAGCAGACCCGAAUUGCCCAUCCGCCUUGGCUUUAAAGAAAUCGGCGACAACUACCAGAACCUGGCCCUCCAUGAAGUGCCUAAGCCCGACAUAAAAAGGGACAUUUCCACGUUUUUACGCUCAGAACUAGACCGCAUCCGUCAGGAUUUCAAUAAAACCGUACCAGGACCAGGUUUGCCAUCUGAUUGGCCCCCACCAGCCUGUUUUAAGGAUCUCGUCAACAUGGCUGUACCGCUUUUCAUCUUCGCAUCAACCGCUUGCCGCUUCAUUGCCGAUAUCCACCACGGCAAUCCUAUGGAGCAGCUAGACAGAAUUCUCGAGUACAAGACAAAGGGAGGACGGUUUCAAUUGCACGCGACAUACCUGCCAAUUCUAAACCAGCUUUUUUUCAAGCGCACGGAUACAGGGCUGGAUAGACGUACAGGGGAAAAAGAAGCCCAAAUCGUUGCGUGGUUUCGCGAUAUCGUUGGAACUAUCGUACUACUUGCCGACCCUCUCCCUUCCGCAUCGCUGGCACUUAUCCUCGGCAGAACUCAGCACGACGUGGACUCGAAGCUGUGCACAUUGCAUUCUGUCCUUGAUAUUUCGGAUGAUCCCCUCGUCCCUGUCAAACUGCUCCACUUGUCCUUUCGCGACUUUCUCGUUGACCAAGAGAAUCGCGAUGCGAAUCCCUUCUGGGUUGACGCGCAAAGGACCCAUGAGCAGCUGGCAGACCGCUGCCUCAAACUGCUGUCAACUGGCGACACCCUCAAAAGAAACGUUUGCGAUUUGCGCCAUCCCGGCACACUCCGGUCCGAGAUCAGCCUACAUACUAUCAAUACUGCCUUGCCGCCUGAAGUUCAGUAUGCCUGCCGAUACUGGGUCCAUCAUUGGAAGGAGAGCAGACGGCAGAUAGGAGAUGGUGAUCCGGUUCACCUCUUUCUAACCGAUCGUCUCCUGUACUGGCUUGAAGUUUUGGGUUUAACAGGGCGAAUCUUGGAAAGCUUCGACAUGGCAAACUGUCUGCUGGAUAUGCUCCAGCGUUUUCUUUUAGCGAAUGCUACUGUUGUCGAUGCAUCACCUCUCCAAAUCUACUACUCGGCCCUAGUGUUUGCACCAAAAAAAAGCAUAGUUCGGGAACUAUGGCGUAAAGAAUUUCCGAAUUGCAUUUCAUUCCUGUCACCAGUGGAUUUGGAUUGGAAUGUGUGCCAAACGCUCGACGGGCACAGCGGCUGGGUCAACUCUGUCGCGUUCUCGCCCGACGGCCAAAGGCUCGCGUCGGCCUCUCACGACGAGACCGUCAAGCUCUGGGACGCGGCGACGGGCGCGUGUCUGCAAACGCUCAAAGGGCACAGCAGCUCGGUCAGCUCUGUCGCGUUCUCGCCCGACCGCCAAAGGCUCGCGUCGGCCUUUCGGGACAAGACCGUCAAGCUCUGGGACGCGGCGACGGGCGCGUGCCUGCAAACGCUCGAGGGGCACAGCAGCUCGGUCAGCUCUAUCGCGUUCUCGCCCAACCGCCAGAGGCUCGCGUCGGCCUCUUACGACGAGACCGUUAAGCUUUGGGACGCGGCGACGGGCGCGUGUCUGCAAACGCUCGAGGGGCACAGCAGCUCGGUCAGCUCUGUCGCGUUCUCGCCCGACGGCCAGAGGCUCGCGUCGGCCUCUUCGGACGAGACCGUCAAGCUUUGGGACGCGGCGACGGGUGCGUGCAUAACGACGCUCGAUGGGUCAACUUCCACUUUAUCAUUUGAUGACACAGGCUCGUACCUCCAAACAGAUUUUGGGACUAAAUUGCUACAAAAGCAACCAGCUGCUGGUCCAGCAGCGGUUCAAGCUCAUUUGCAGCACCAAGAUUUUGAGGGUAUUGGCAUCAGUGCGGAUAAAGCAUGGAUCACCUGGAAUGGAAAGCACUUUUUGUGGCUGCCUACUGAAUACCGUGGGCAGUAUACAGCCAUAGCAGGAUUGACAAUAGCUUUAGGCUGUUCAUCCGGGCGGGUGUUGUUCUUCCAGUGGUCAGGAGCCACUUGA
Gaeumannomyces tritici R3-111a-1 is the source of this 3650-nucleotide messenger RNA. RefSeq lists its product as hypothetical. Gene Ontology annotation, biological process: negative regulation of transcription by RNA polymerase II; guanosine tetraphosphate metabolic process. Gene Ontology annotation, cellular component: nucleus; transcription repressor complex. NCBI's taxonomy places the organism in Eukaryota, Fungi, Ascomycota, Sordariomycetes, Magnaporthales, Magnaporthaceae. The record is from RefSeq and is a predicted model, not a curated record. The transcript is spliced from 3 exons. Bases 30 to 3650 code for a protein of 1206 amino acids. Gene Ontology annotation, molecular function: protein binding.